This is a messenger RNA of Telopea speciosissima, 3713 nucleotides long. Its product is annotated as auxin response factor 19-like. Bases 89 to 3580 code for a protein of 1163 amino acids. Gene Ontology annotation, biological process: regulation of DNA-templated transcription; response to hormone. The transcript is spliced from 14 exons. The record is from RefSeq and is a predicted model, not a curated record. Gene Ontology annotation, cellular component: nucleus. NCBI's taxonomy places the organism in Eukaryota, Viridiplantae, Streptophyta, Magnoliopsida, Proteales, Proteaceae. Gene Ontology annotation, molecular function: DNA binding; protein binding.
UGUUCUGUGAAAAAUGAUCAGUUGAAGUUUUCAAACUUAUUCAGCUAAGUGAGACGUAAGGGAGGGAGAGAUUGUCGGAAUCCUUACAAUGAAGGCGCCGGCGAAUAGUGCAGCGGCGCCGGCGACUGCCAACUCUUGCGAAGGAGAGAGAAAGAGCAUCAACCCUGAGCUAUGGCACGCGUGUGCGGGACCGCUCGUCACGUUGCCGCCGGUCGGGAGCCUCGUGGUGUACUUUCCUCAGGGUCACAGCGAGCAGGUUGCAGCAUCCAUGCAGAAGGAUAUAGAUACACACAUCCCAAACUACCCGAAUCUGCCUCCAAAGCUGAUAUGCCUCCUGCAUAAUGUUACACUGCAUGCUGAUCCAGAAUCAGAUGAAGUUUAUGCCCAGAUGACACUACAGCCUGUUUCCUCUUACGACAAGGAGUCAUUACUGGCUUCGGAUCUUGCACUUAAACAAAAUAAACCACAAACAGAGUUCUUCUGCAAGACUUUGACUGCAAGUGAUACAAGCACUCAUGGAGGUUUCUCUGUGCCCCGUCGUGCAGCAGAGAAGAUUUUUCCCCCUCUUGAUUUCUCUCAGCAGCCACCCGCUCAAGAAUUAAGAGCCAGAGACUUGCAUGAUAAUGUAUGGACAUUCCGGCAUAUUUUCAGAGGCCAACCCAGAAGGCACUUGCUCACAACAGGUUGGAGUCUAUUUGUAAGUGGAAAGAGGCUCUUUGCCGGUGAUUCUGUCUUAUUUAUUAGAGAUGAAAAGCAGCAGCUUCUCUUGGGUAUUAGGCGGGCUAAUAGGCAACCUGCUAUUAUAUCGUCAUCAGUAUUAUCAAGUGAUAGUAUGCAUAUUGGCAUCCUAGCAGCUGCCGCCCACGCUGCUGCAAACCACAGCCUAUUUACUGUGUUUUACAAUCCACGAGCUAGUCCAUCAGAAUUUGUGAUUCCUUUAGCCAAGUACUAUAAGGCUGUCUAUAGCAACCAAAUAUCCCUGGGUAUGCGAUUUCGGAUGAUGUUUGAAACUGAAGAGUCAGGCACCCGAAGGUAUAUGGGUACAAUAACAGGCAUCAGUGAUCUUGAUCCAGUAAGGUGGAAGGACUCCCAAUGGCGUAAUUUGCAGGUUGGCUGGGAUGAGUCCACAGCGGGGGAAAGGCGCAACCGGGUCUCACUAUGGGAGAUAGAACCUGUUGUGGCUCCAUUUUUCAUUUGUCCCCCACCUUUUUUCAGAUCCAAGCGCCCAAGGCAGCCAGGAAUGCCAGAUGAUGAGUUCGAUCUAGAGAACCUUUCCAAGAGAACAAUGCCUUGGCUUGGUGAUGAUAUCUGCAUAAAGGAUCCACAGUUCCAGAAUGCUGUAAUGCCAGGCCUGAGCUUAGUCCAGUGGAUGAAUAUGCAACAAAAUCCUUUCCUCAGUAGCUCGACCUUGCAACCCGACUGCAUGCGUACUCUAACUGGACCUGUUCUCCAGAACCUUUCUUCAGCAGAUCUUUCUCAUCAGUUGGGCCUGCCAGGAACACAGAUCUUGCAGCCAAACAACUUACAAUUUAAUGUCCAGAGACUGCCACAACAAGCACCACCGCUUGACACGCUGACAAAGUUACCAACCACAUUGAGCCAAUUAGACUCAGUUAUGCGACCACAGCAGCAGCUGGAAGACAUCAACCAGCAGCGUAGACUAAACUUAAUUAAUCAAGCAUUUCCUCCUAAUCAAACUCCAGCACAAUUACUACAGUCUCCAGUUUUGAUGCAGAGCCACAAUCUUCAUCAGCAACAACCACAUAUCCAAAACCAUCAACUUAAUGCAAACCUUCCUCAGAUACCCCAGCAGCAGCAACAAUGGCGGCAGCAGCAGUUGCAACAGCAACAACCACCACCACCACUACAACCACAACAGCAACAGCAGCAACAGCAACAGCAACAGCAACAGAAACAGCAGCAGCAGCUGCAGCUGCAGCAAUUUACUAGUCAAAACCAGCAGCAGAAUCAUAUGGAAGCUCAACUCUCACAAGUUAACCAACAGUUACAGAUGUCAGAACAUCAGAUUCAAUUGCAACUGAUUUCUCAGAAGCUUCAGCAGCAACAUCAGUCACUCAUGUUGCAGCAAUCUAUGCAACAACAGCAUCCACAGCUGGUCCAACUCCAAGAGCAGCAGAGGCAGCUGUUGGAAGUGCCUCAAUUGUCAACUGUGUCUACCUCGAGCUUGCAUUCUCAGCCGCAAAUGAUCCCCCAGCACAUGACAAAUAAACGGCAACCAGGUGUUCAGAUCUCUCCUUCAACCCAGCAGAUUCAACCACCAACAAAGCUUCAGCAGCAGCAACCAGGCAUGCUGGCACAGUUGCCUGGACAGAUGGUACUUCCUUCAGCCUCAACAGAAAAUCUUCUCUCAACUGCAGGCAGUUUACUGACAGCCACUGGAGGUGGAGUACAGUCAGGUCUUAAUGAUGACAUUCCAUCUUGUUCCACAUCCCCUUCAACAAACAACUGUUCCAAUGUAGCCCUGCCAGUCACAUGCAGUAAAACCCAACGCAGCCCAGCAUUGCCAGAGCAAAUGGCUCAAUCUGCUGCAACACUCUUGAAUCCUGGUAUUUUGGAAGCCAUGUCAGCAGCUUCUAACUUAGUGAAGGAGUUGCAGCAGAAGCCUGAUAUCAAGCCUUCUGCAUCAGUGUUGCCCGUAUCUAAGAGUCAGGCUCAAGGUGUUUUUGCCCCACAAAUGUAUGUUAAUGCUGCAGCCCAGAUUGAUUACUUGGACUCAUCGUCUUCAGCAACGUCAGUUUGCCUUUCUCAGAAUGAUGGGCCUUUACAGCAGAACUUCCAAUUGUCGUCUUUCAAUCCCCAGUCAGCAUUGUUCAGGGACACAAGUCAGGAUGGGGAAGUUCAGGCAGAUCCAAGGAAUAAUGUUCUGUUUGGCGUGAGCAUUGAUGGUCCAAUGGGAAUGCCUUUGACUCCUGAUCCUUUGCUAGUGAAGGGCCUAGAAUCUGGAAAGGAUUUCCCAAAUCAUCUUUCCUCAGAUGGCAUGCUUUCCAACUAUGGAAACUCCAAAGAUACUCAGCAGGAACUGUCGUCCUCAAUUGUUUCUCAAUCACUUGGGGUUCCAGAUAUACCAUUUAAUUCAAUUGAUUCUACCAUCAAUGACAGUGGCUUCUUAGGCAGAGGUCCAUGGGCUCCGCCACCUCAAUUCCAGCGGAUGCGAACGUUCACCAAGGUUUACAAGCGUGGAGCUGUUGGACGAUCGAUUGAUAUUAGCCGCUAUUCAGGCUAUGAAGAUUUGAAACAAGAUUUGGCUCGUAGAUUUGGCAUAGAAGGACAGCUUGAGGAUCGACAGAGAAUUGGGUGGAAACUGGUCUAUGUAGACCAUGAGAAUGAUGUUCUGCUAGUUGGGGACGAUCCUUGGGAGGAGUUUGUUAGUUGUGUUCGUUGCAUCAAGAUAUUGUCCCCUCAAGAAGUCCAGCAGAUGAGCUUGGAUGGAGAUCUUGGGAAUGGUGCCCUUCCAAAUCAGGCCUGCAGCAGUUCAGAUGGUGGAAAUGCAUGGAGAAAUGGUAACUUGGACCAGAAUUCUGGCAACCCUUCUGCGGGUGCAGGGUCAUAUGAACACUGAAUUGUUGGUUGGAACCUACCUGGAUGAUAAGAAUAAGGAGUGUGUGUGUAUGACAAUGCAAUCAUUAUGGGUGACCAGCCGGAUAACUGUUAUGUAGGUUGCACCCAUUGGCUGAUUUUUCACCUCAGAGCCC